CUCUUCUUCCUGCAUAGCAAAAGAACUCCAUCGCUGCUGCCUCCCUCUCUGUUUCCGUCUUCGUGUGAUAGGCUCUGUGAUCUGCUGAGCCGCCGUAGCCGAGCUCGGCCAUGGGCGUUCAGCGCCACCGGCUUCGCCGCCUCUCCGCUGCCGUCGUCGUCUUCGUCUUCGCCGUAGCUCUCGGAAGUGCAUCGGUGGUAAUCGCCCAGGAAGCGGGAGACACAGGGCUUACGCUCUGGGAAAAAGAGAACCGGGUGCAAGUCUUGGUGGCUCGGAGGAGGCUCGGUGGCCCAGGCUCGUCGCCGCCGAUCUGCAGGGCUCGUUGCGGCCGGUGCCUCCCAUGCCGACCGGUGCACAUGGCGAUCCAGCCGGGUCGGAGCUUUCCGCUUGAGUACUACCCGGAGGCAUGGCGAUGCAAAUGCGGCGGCAAGCUCUUCAUGCCCUGACAGCAGAACACAAUUAAUGGCUGGUGACGGAAGAAGGGAAUUCCAUCGAUUGGUUCUUCGUGACAUCGGUACAAAUCUAAGUUAUACUUCUUGCUGGUGAUCGGAUUUAAAAGUCUUAGUUGUUCUUGGCUCAGUUGAAGUCAAAAGUUUUGGAUUAGCUCUCUAUAAAUAUGAGGUAGAGUGAAGAGAGAUUGUUCUUCUCCUUUUUAGUUUGUUGAGGUAUACAAAUAUUUAGUCUUUGAACUAUCUUCAUUCUUUUUUUCUCUUUAGUUCAGUCUCUGUGCAUUGUUAGAGAGAGACUGAGAAGGGAGAAUUUAUUAGAGACAAUUGAGGGAGAAAAAAACAAUAACAUUUAUCAUAUUUAGUAAAUAUAUAUGGAAGUAUACUAUUCUGAAGGCAGGGAAGAAAUACAUCAUAUUUUUAUUAAAUGAUGCCUUCCAUAUUAUGAAUGGUAUUAAGCUUAAUACGAAUGAAGCCUAAGAUCCUCUACAGAGGGCU
This is a messenger RNA of Musa acuminata subsp. malaccensis (wild Malaysian banana), 944 nucleotides long. RefSeq names its product EPIDERMAL PATTERNING FACTOR-like protein 4. Gene Ontology annotation, biological process: guard cell differentiation; stomatal complex development. Lineage: Eukaryota; Viridiplantae; Streptophyta; Magnoliopsida; Zingiberales; Musaceae. The record is from RefSeq and is a predicted model, not a curated record.